AUGGCUUCUUCUAGGAAGAGUUUUCUUUCAAGAUCAAGUUACAUUUUUCCAACAACCUCAGAGAUAGAGACAAGUUUCAAUACAAAAUCAUCAGAAGCAACUGAGUUCGAGCUCGAUGAAGCCGAUGUAUGGAACAUGUCGUAUUCAAAUUCAAAUUCCAACAACAUGACAGAAUCAAAGAAGUAUGUACUACCAGGUUUGAAGAGAGGUUCUAGAAAAAUGGAAUCCAACAAUAGAGUUAACCCUAUAGCUUCAUCUUCUUUACCGAUGAAUAUACCGGAUUGGUCAAAGAUCUUGAAGGAUGAAUACAAGAAGAAGAACAAAGAGAAUAGUGACGAUGAUGAAGAUGGUUAUGAUCGAGAAACUCGUUUACCUCCUCAUGAGUAUCUUGCAAGAACUAGAGGAGCUUCUCUUUCUGUUCAUGAAGGGAAAGGUAGGACUUUGAAAGGUAGGGAUUUGCGUAGUGUUAGGAAUGCUAUUUGGAAGAAAGUUGGUUUCGAAGAUUAA
Molecule: messenger RNA, 507 nt
Organism: Vicia faba (fava bean)
Lineage: Eukaryota; Viridiplantae; Streptophyta; Magnoliopsida; Fabales; Fabaceae
Source: the annotation of a GenBank genome assembly